Messenger RNA from Delphinapterus leucas (beluga whale), 1144 nucleotides. It is a transcript of the gene BCAS4, whose product is annotated as breast carcinoma amplified sequence 4. Lineage: Eukaryota; Metazoa; Chordata; Mammalia; Artiodactyla; Monodontidae. The record is from RefSeq and is a predicted model, not a curated record. Gene Ontology annotation, cellular component: BLOC-1 complex.
GUGGCGCUGCCCGCUCGGCCCGGCGUUCCGGGAGGCGUGGGCCGCGGCCACUGGGUGCGCACCUGCCCCGCCUCCGCCAGGCGGGCCACGGGGCAUGCAGCCGGUCGGGGGCGGGGCUCCGAGGCCAGGACGCGGCGUCGGGUUCCCGGGCAGCCGCCGCCAACUGGACUCUGCCGCGCUCCUCAUGCUGCUCGUGGACGCCGAUCGGCCGGAGCCCGUGCGCAGCGGGGCGCGCGAGCUCGCGCUCUUCCUGACCCCCGAGCCCGGGGCCGAGGCGGCGGAGGUGGAGGAGACCGUCGAGGGCUUGCUCCUCAGGCUGGAAGAGUUUUGCAGCCUGGCUGACAUGAUCAGGAGCGAUACCUCACAGAUUUUGGAGGAAAACAUCCCCCUCCUUAAGGCCAAGGUGAUGGAAAUGCGUGGCAUCUACACCAAAGUGGACCAGCUGGAGGCCUUUGUCAAGAUGGUCGGGCACCACGUCUCCUUCCUGGAAGCCCACGUGCUUCAGGCCGAGCGGGACCACGGGGCCCUCUCACAGGCCCUGCGGAAGUGGCUGGGCUCCUCGGGGCUCCCCGCCUUCGGGAACAAGCUGUGGACGCCGGCGGCCCCGACCUUCGAGCUGCCCGCGUUGUACAGAACCGAGGACUAUUUUCCUGUGGACGCCGGGGAGGCAACGCGCCGAGCCCCCAGCUGCCAAAGGCGUCUGUGAGCCCUGCAGUCCUGCCGUCAGGGACGUCGGGAAGUGAAAUCUGUGUGCCGCACAGAUUGUUCAUUUUGUUUUGUUUUGUUUUAUUGUUGUGGAUGCGUUUUCUGAAUUUUCCCCCUUGCUUCACAUGGGCCCACAGGGUUUGGAGAAGCAUUUAGAACCCACAGGUGGGCAGUGCCUCAGAGAUGAGCUGGAGAAGGCCUUCUCCACCGGCGUUUGUCCUGCCUGGUGUUCUGGACAAGGUGGUCACCCAGGGGGAUGGGCUGUGGGGCCUUGGAUUUCCCUUUGCCUUGGAAGGGCUUUGCACAGACGUUGUGAGGGGCUUGCGCGGUGCCCCCAGGGUGCGUGGCUCCAGGUCCAUGCGUGUUGGCCGGUUUGUGUGAACCCCAGUGCCCACUGGCCCUGUGAACCGUCUCAAUAAACGUGUCCAGGUCGCCUGGG